GCCGAGACGAACAGACACACACACUUACUCUCACACGCACUCGUUUUUCUUUGCCUGUAAACAGACACACACUUUAUACACAACUGCACAGUUACACACUCUCAACUCUGAGUCAUUACAUAAAGAAAGGAUACAUUGCUUCCUCUACUUUGCAACACUUUGGAUACUGAAGAUAUUUUUGCCUCUUGGACAAGAAUAAAAGGACAGUAACUGGAGACAGAAAAGAGGAAGACAUGAAAAAAAACUGAAGACGGGGAAGGACGAUCUAAAACUACAAGAAAGACAAAGAAAUAAACAAGAGAAAAGGGAGAGAGAAGAGACAAAACCAGAGAGAAAUAAAAGAGGACCUGACAACCAACAGGAGAAUGUCCUUCCUGUCUGGCUCGCCGUGGCAGAAGCCUGGUGUUAUAAGCGCUAGCAGCGGGUAUGGACAACCUUCCAGUGGGCAUCAACGGCAGCUGCAGCAUCAACAACAGCAGCAGCAACACAAAUCUCCUAAUGUCCUCUCUGGUGCCAACGUCCCUGCAGUCCUGGCCUCUCCGCUGUCACCUUCCAGCCCAGCCUCUGCCCAGCCCAGUGACUGGCACUGCCAAGGCCAGAUGGCACUGGGGGGGCAGAUUGCUGUGGUCACCACCCAGAUGGGGUCCAAACUAACUUCAACUGAAGAUGAGGUGACAUUAGGGAGAUGCAGGACUGAGGGGACAACAGCAGAGGCAACAUCAACUCAGAGUGUCAUCAUGCCAGCACUGAAGAUAGAGGAUGAGGAGCCCAGAUCGGGGGGGCUGACGGAGGAUGGACACACAUCAGGAGGCGCAGGGGUAGGAGGCUUAUUGGGGAGUGCAGGACAAAGCCCCAGCAGCCCCCUGUCUUCCUACUCAUCCUCUCCAUCCUCAUUACCCUCCCCUUCAAUCUCAUCUGGGAGGUCAUUUCCAGGUUCUGCCCUCGACCCUAAACCUAUUAUAACCCCUAACUAUGGAAAAAGCAAUCUGCAACAAAAUUAUAAAGGUAGCAAAGAUGGAUUUUACAUCCAAGGAUUUCAAGUAAUUUCUCAAGACCAGAGUUUGCCUCCUCCUCCAAAACAAGCCUCUGGGCUUGGGGAGAGAAACAUAUUGGACCCUUCCAUCGCUGCAGGUACCACUUCAAGUCUAGAUGAUGAAAAGGAAUCUGGUAGUUUCACAUGUGGAGGCCUUCUCGGAAGUGCUAAAGAAAAUUUAGUAUCAGGUCUGAGUGGAGAUCAAACCCUGAAGGCAUCUGUAGGGAAGAAAAGUGUUGAUACUGCUGGUAGGGCUUUGCCUACUGCUGACCCAACAGGGGGUAAAGCUGGUGCCCCUCCAGGGCCCACAGCAGGCUUACCACCGGCCUCAGCUAACAGAGCUAAUGUUAGUGUUGGGGUGGGUGUUGUAGGGGAGAGUGCUAUGGAGAGACAAAACAUUGCAAUCUCACAGAAUUUAAACAGUGUUGAGGAAGGUAGAGUGGUACCAUGUGCUACAUUAAAUAAAGAAACAAAAACUAGAGAGGGCAGCCAAUUGCCACAGCGGACUACAGUUAGACGUGCGAUGUCUGACUGCACACAUCUGUCUGUUCCCAUGGUAAUGGCUGGAAUGUACCCCACCAGUAUUAGAGGCUCACCAGCGAUGAUGUCUAAUGUACCAAAUUUUGCCCUGAUCGGUUCGACAUGCCCGCAGAGAGUGCCAUACCCACACGUUGCUGUGCGACGCUCCUUCACUGUCAUGGACGGUGCCGAGGCGGCUGCUGCAAUGGCGACAAUGAUGUCAUCCCAGCUAAUGGCGUCACCUGUAUUGCCGUCAUCCCCACCCCCUAAGAGGCACCAUGGGAGCUGCGAGACCAACUUUUUACUUGCAGUUCCACCCCCGGCGGUUAAAAGCAACCAAGAAAGCAAACUUGAAACACUGGUGAAAUCUGACAACAAGGACAAACAGCCGAAGAUGGACAUCAUGUCCACGAAGACAGAGAAGACUGAAGCUUUCGACAAGAAAGAGAAAGAGGAGCAGCAGAAGAAAGACAAUGUGCCGGACAAGAACCAGAAGUCUGAGAAGAUUCUCAAAGACGAGGAAAAGACGGAGAAGAUGAAUGUGGAGAAGAACAAGGCCAACGAGAAGGCAGAGAAGGUGGACAAGCCAGAGAAGACCAACAAAGACGAGAAGAAGGAAGAGGAGAAGAAGCUAGCUGAGAAGAAGGAGGAGAAGGGAGGGAAGGGCACAGCCAAGUCCCCAAAUAGCAACGGCAGCAAGACCCUGGCAAGCUCAGACAGCAAGAGCAAGCCUGACAUGGGUGCAACCAAACCAAACUCCACCAAACCCCGUCCAUCCACCCUCUCCACCAAUGGCGAGGCCACCUCGACCAAACACCCCUCCCCCACCCCAGCCUCAACUAAUAAAAAAAGCCCUGUAGCCAAGGCGACCACACCUAACGCUGCCAAGCGGCCGCCUACUUCUACCAAGACUCCGGACAAUGGCACGGCUGAGAAACGCCCACCUGUUCCAAAGGCCACAACCACACCACGUGCAGCUGCCAAUAAGAAUGGCUCCUCUGCGACCCCUGCAAGCAAAGCUGCUGUCAACAAGAAUGAAAAGGCUGAGAGCAAGACGGGAGAGGCCAAGAAACCCAAGACUACAGCCCGUCCUCGCCCAGCCUCCAACACCACUCCUGCUACUCCGGCUGCCUCCACCAAUGGUGACAACGCCAGUCACCGCCGCCGGGUCCUUACCAAACCCCCUGUGCCCAAGCAGGUCCCAAUGGAGAAGAAGCCGCCAGUGCCCCGUGCUAAUCGAACCCCUCGGCCUCUCAAUGCACCGGACCUGAAGAACGUCCGCUCCAAGAUUGGAUCCAUCGACAACAUCAAGUACCAGCCCGGUGGAGGAAAGGUCUCCUCCACCCAGAACAACAAGACAUCAGACCCCUGCACCCCUGCAGCCAAGGCCAGAGUUCAGAUAGUGCACAAAAAGUUGGACUUCAGCCAUGUCACGUCUCGCUGUGGCUCCAAGGACAAUAUCAAACAUGUCCCUGGAGGUGGCAAUGUGCAGAUCCUGAGUAAGAAGGUUGAUGUGAGCAAGGUGACCUCCAAAUUAGGCUCUAAGGACAACAUCAAAUACAAGCCAGGUGGUGGUGAUGUGAAGAUUGAGUCCCAUAAGCCAAACAUUAAGGCUAAGUCUAAGAUUGGAUCUCUGGAUAACGUGGGGCCCGGCAACGGACAGACCAACGGACACAAGGAGGAGAAAGCAGAGGAGAAGACAUCUUCACCCCCAAGUGGCACUCCAGCAACAGGACCAGCGGGCGUUGCCAAGGCAACAGCACCUGGAGGUGUUGCCAAGGAGAAUGGGGCGAAGGAGCCCACACCUUCUCCUUUCGGGGGUGAUGGACUGAGGGAGCCCCUUAGCAUAGACAAGCGCAUCACUGAGACAAAUUGAGUCCCAGUGACCUGUAGAGUUUGGUGGGACACGCAUGCCCCUCGCCGACCUGCCAAUCAACAGACCAACCAACCUACCACAGCGCAGUCACUUCCCUGUCGCCCCGCCCUUCUUCUCGCCCACCACAGCACCAAACUGAACGAUCGCCUCUCAGUGUUUCUCUGGGGUCUGCUUGCCAGCCUCCCGCUACCAACCCUGACCUCUGACCUCUCGACAUCCUCGGGGUGACCUUUGGCCUCACCUGUAACAGAGAACAGCACUUGCUGUUUGUCUUUGUUUCUCCGUGUGGGAUUCCACCAGCUUCUCCACUCAUAAAACUCCCUGUAAGCACUUAGAUGACCUCAACCCCUAUACCCCCCCCAACGCAAUAAAACCACUAUCAUAGUCAAUGCUGUAUUAACUUUAUUGAGCAUAGCCAGGUUUUUCAUAGAAUAUUUCCAUUUAUGAGUCUAAUUCUUGUUUAAACACUUGUACUUGUGGCCCAAACACCCUCACAACAGAGUUUUGAGGCUUCACUCUGCUCCAGCUUUCACAAUUCAAAACCACUUUUAUCUUUCAAUGUCCCCAGUCCUUAUCCAUUUAGCCCUAGAUCACACUAACCAGCUGAUGGCUUGCUAGCAGCCAGCAGCAGGACAAAGACUGUCAAGUCUGCUUUAAAUCAACACAUUCCAGCCUCCCAGGCAGCCAGCAAUUAUUUCCAAAUCUAUAUUAUCUACAGCUCUGCACAAUGUCUGAUUAUUGAUCAUUCAGAUAUAAUCUUACAUUACUUCUCUUGGUAUCAUUGCACCAGUUUAUCUCUAAGAGUUUAGCAUAAGAGUAGAUUAAAGUAGAUACGGAAAUUUAUAUGAAGAAGGUCAGUGCAGAAGGUUUUAGGACGUCAGAUAAUUCCUGUUGUGUUUCAAAAAAAGGCAUUCAUUGGCAGUACUUGCGAGGCACUUUAAAAGUUACAAUAAAGUGAAUGAGUUUGUGAUAGUCAUCAAGGAAGGUGGGCGUAAAGUUAUAGGGGAUCUCCUGUGCUUCUGGGUAGCCUUGGCUUGAAGAUGAUUUGGCACUGAACACAGUUAUUUGAUACUGGAGCCAAAUAUUUUUCUAAGUUAAGAUGUGUUUGACCUUGAAGGAGUGAACCCUGAUUCAAGCUGAGGGAGUAAUACUGAACAAGAGCAGCUAACAGUUGAUUAUUAGUGUUAGAUCUUGCAAGCUGCUGCACCCUUAAUUGAAGUAAUGUGAUAGCAUUGAUGCACGGUGUAUUGUAUGUAGCACUUUUCUUGUUGUAGACAUUGUGAACCACUUCGCUGCAAGCUGCAGUUUGAAGUCCAGAAGACACCACAACUUAAAGUGGUGAGAUGUUUUGGCAAAAUCACUUAACUUCAGCGGAUAAUCAGUGGUUUGUCUGUGGGCAAAGAAAAAUCAUGCAAAUGUUUCAUACUGAGUUUUACUUUGAGCUGUGAAUUCAAAAAUGGUUUUAAGUUUUCAUAUCUUUUUUUCAAAAUCUGUUUUUAUUUAAGAAUCCCCUCGCAGAGUAUAAACUGACAUAGGAGAGGUCGGCUUUGCAGACACUUGCGACAGAGUAGUCCCUGCAUCUCCGAGCCUCUAGAACCAUGCUGUGGAUGAGUUUACGUUUUGCCACUUCCUGGUGUGACAGGGCUUCAAUUCACAAUAACACAAUAUCUCGAAUAUCUGUUGGGCUUAACAGAGAUGCUAUUUGGAUAUGUCAGCACUGCAGUACUCUUCAGUUUGAAUUAAUGAAAGUAUUAAAAAAAGACAAAAAGCACCUUAUAUUUAAUAUUAUAUUAAAAAAUAUAAAACCGUGUCACUUACAACCCGCCAACUUUAAAUAAGCUCAUACAUGAAUAUGCCACAAACCUAAUGGGCACUGAAACGUUUAGUCUUUUCAGUAUGUCUGUUUCUGCCACAGUACAUGUAACUCUCUGUUCUCCCACACCAUAAUAUUUUGAUUCUAGCACUGUCUGAUCUCUCUGACAGCGAGACAGAGACCAAACCUCCCUCGUAUACUUCAGUCCCACUCAUACACCUGAACAGAACUCCCCUAUGAGGGGAGGGACCCCAGCAGUCACCCUGAGCUGUGUCUAGUAUUUAUAGCCCACAUGUGGCUAUGGACAGACAGACAAACAGACCGCACCAUCCUCUUGCGCAUGUGGCACUUCCUGGUCAUUUGGUCUAUCCCAGUGGGAUUAGGUCCUCCCACCAGCCAGUGCGUCUUAGAAACCCACUCUGUGAAACCUGCUAACUUUCUUCACACAAACACACACAUAAAUAAGCACAGAUCCAUCCAUGAAAGCACACACAUGCUUGUUAGUGUGCAUACACACACACACACACACACAAACAGAAAGCAGCCCAUAUACACAUAUACAGUAUGAUACACAAACACAAGGCAGCACCCUAAAAUAAAAGCGGUAUACUGCUCAUAAAGACAUUUCUCUGUUGUAGAAUGAAACCAACUCUUUAUUGUGUUUUGGUGGUCUAUGCUGAUAUUGUUAAAACAAUGAUGAGCUGUGUCGGUGUGUUGUUCCUGCCAUAGUCAUUGUCUGACAUAGGCUCACCUCGUGCUGUCUCAUUUUUGUCUAUUUCCUCCUCCAGUGUUCCACUCCGACAUUGUUGAAAGCUGUACAGUGAUCUUAGCUGUGAACGCUUCCUGUUACCCGUUCAUACAUAUGAGGGACAGACAGACAGACAAUGACCACAGAGGUUGAACAGGUUAGAAGAGCAGCGAAUUUACUUGCAGGAAGAGCCGUCAGUUUAAGGGAAUAAUGUUACAUUCAUGGCAAGUCUGAAAUUAUCUUUGCAACUUUUACGUUAUUUACUUAUUUAUUUAUUAGAUACUCUCUAGUAUCUAGUUUAUUAUCCAGUUGAACUUACUAAAAGCUACUACCAAGCCAAUUUAGGUUACUACUGCACAGCAGUUUCUAGGUACCUGUUUCUCUGUAUACAGUAGUGUAUAUAGAUGGACGCAAAUAGCUUUUUAAAAUGCUGUUUUUUUAUACACUAGUGAAGCCGUGUUUGUACUGAUAUCAUAACACUGGAGUUACAAUGGAAAUGUUCAAAAAGAGCUAUUAAAAUUCUUAAAUUAUUCAACUUCACUGGACGCAGCUCCAAAAUGCCAUGAAUGCAGCAGUAUUUCAGCGAGGCAAAGAAGGGCCUGCAAAUACGGCAGCUGGCACCAUCCACAGGUCUUUCUAAUGAACAACUCUUUCCUUGGCAAAUAGAGAUCCACAUUUUAAAUGAUGAACAAUUUAAAAUAGUCAUAGCACACAAAAUCAAAUCAAUGAUUAACAAGAAAUAAGCUCUAAGUUGUAGGGAAUGUUAUUUUUGCAGUUUCCACAAUUGUUAAAUGUCUUCAAUGAUCUACCAUGGAGAAAAGGGGGGACUCGCAUUUUUUUUUGUGUCUGUCUUUAUUAUUCUAAUAAAUCACCUAGUUUGGGCAUUUUAGAUUCUAUUAAAACAACACUGUGAUGUGACUUUAAUUUACAGAACACAAGCGUUGUGAUGUGUCACACCAUUAAUAUAAAUCUAAGCAGCGUCUUUAAGGAGACGGCCCUGUCUAUUCACUGUAAUUCUAUGCAUUAUGCACUAUAGGCCGGGAUGGACUCCACUGAAACUAUGAAGGAUUGGUGACAUGUUUGUGGUGUUUUGCCGUACCUGUCAGAUGUGUGAAGUGUUGCUACUGCAGUCAUCCUGCAGAGAGUGUUGCUUAGCUUCUGGAACACUGAUAGUCUGGCUCUGAGACCAAACAAAGGCUGGCUGAGAAACCUCACAUCACCAUUAAAGGAACUACUGUAGAGUAACACGCUGUUCUCAUUUAAACUAGCUUUGAUGGCCACACUAUAUUAUUGUGUCUGGAAUCGUACAGCUAUCAAAACCAUAUGAGUAAUGUACAGUUUCCCCUUACAGCUCUAAAGUCCUGUGCACUUUGAACACACUCUUGAUACACUGAAGCGAUAUAAAAGUUGCUCAUAUUUAAUAUUGUACUGUUGCUCCAAAUCAUCGUCAUGAGAUGCCUAAAAGUAAAGCAUGACGUGGAUCAUAUGUCAAAAAAAAAUGAGUGGAUCUUUCAUCAGGAAAAGAAGAACAUAGGUAUGAACGCUCUUUGAUAGGCGAUAGCGGUGGUUUGUGUGUAUAGAAGUAGGAAGAAGUUCUAGUCUUAGCGUGUGUUGGAAGCUCAGUGAAAAGCAUCAUAUGAUGGAAUGAGUUCAAGUUGGGUGACACAAUGGUGACCCUUUACUGUUUCUUGGUCAGCUUCAUGGGUUUUAGUGGUACUUUGGCUAUUUGUGUUGUGCUGUUGGUAUUGAUGGUUCAACACUGAAAUCUCCAGUCUGCCAUCACGUUGUCCCUCUUAACAUUGAUAUUGGGCAAGUUUCCAUGAAGUUCGGGAGCUAUAGGCUACAAGAGGACUGGCAUCAAGGCUACCUCCGCUACAGCAUCAUGAGUGUUAUGGUUGAAUUUCAGUCCUCUAGCAUGUGGCAUGUUAAGUAAUGUUAAAAGGCGAAGAUAGCAACUUGCAGCAACUUCAUUUUAAUGAGUUGCCUUUGAACCUAUGAGGUCUCCUUCCUUGUAACAUUGUGUACACAGGAAGUGAGUGAAGCCAGAUAGACAGCAGGUUUUGGGUGUUGGUGAUGAUAAAAAUUGUGAUUCUGUUUUAAAAUGUAUGAAAUCUACUGGCCAAAUUCAAAAAAUAAUCAACAUUGAUUCUGCCUCCAAAAUCUUAUAUCAGUUGGGCAAUACUUCAUAGUCUAUGCUAAAGCAGCAGCACAUGGAUCUAUCCAAUAGAAGCAAAUAUUUGGUCCCGAAACAUCACUUUAGAUAAGGGAGUUUAACACUAAUUGCACUAAUUAAGUUAGGUAUAAAGGUAAUGUUGCAUCUUUGUAGCUUGGAUAAAAAGGAAACAACCAGAUUCACUCAGAUAUCCAUUCACAAAAGUUUGAUUCUCCAGUUGAAAUGCUGGAACACCACCUCCCACUAGUACGUCAAACUGUCCCUUUUGUGUACAGAACAUUCAGAUUCAGACCCCUUCACCUUUUUUAAACAUUCUGUUGUUUUGCAUCGUCAUGCUAAAAUCCUACAACCGCUAAAAUAUUGAAUACCUAUAACAUUAUGGGCUAUUGAAUAUAGAUUGAUGAAAUGAAAAAUGAAUUUACAUAAUUUUAGCAUAAUGCCGUAUCAUAUCAAAAUGUGAAAAGAAAUAACUGAAGGGUUCUGAAUACUUUCUGAAUGCACUGUAUUUACAACCAUGUUUUUAAUCAUUCCAGAAGUAACUCAAAUAAAUGAAAAUCAAACAAAAAAAAGAAACUUACUUACAGGGUGGAUGUUGACAGAUGAGGUUUAACAUCUGUAAAACUGCUUCUGUUAAGAUUCAUAAUGGUAUUAUUAUAAGAUUGAAAGCAUAAAAAAAAUAUAUACUUUUUCUUUUUGUCAGUUUGCCUUUUUCCCCGCCAAGAAAAGGGCUGCUGAUGUUUCAAGAAUGUUUAAAAAUAAAAAAUGUAUUAAAGACGCAAAAUUAUGAAGUCAUGUAUGAGGUAUGUCUCUGUUCUGUUUUGAAGCUACUGUAGGUCACAAAUAGAAACGCUAUUUUCUGGAUUCAAAUUGGUCGGAAGGGAGCCUGUGUGUGUCAUGUAUGACGAAACUGUCACAAGAAUCACAGGUUUUCAGAAUUGGUUGGAGAGCUUCACUAAAACAGAAGUAAACUUUACUUUGAAAUGCUCUACAUGUCACACCUGACACACACUGGUCAGCCCUUUAUUCUGCCCAGCCCCACCUCCACUUAGACUAACAGUAAAGAGACUUAGUCUUUUGGCAUGUGGUAGAAAGUAAUGUUCUGUGUUAGAUAGCUCCUAUGUAGACACCUUGACAUACCUACCAACUGAGUGAAUUAAGGGACGUUUGGAACCAAAUUACAUUAAAAAAUGUUUUGACUAUUUUCUUUCUUAAAAGGGGCAAACAUGAUUUUAAACUUGCCCUGUCUUUUAAAAGAUUGAAAAGACAGCGCUUAUCACUAGAAAUGUAACUGUGACUUAAUACAAAACUGUGUUGGUAGAUAUGUUAUCCAACUGUGUCUCCCACCUACAGGGGCUUCACAGCACUGAAAAGUAGCUUUCUCCGUUUGCAGCUUCCAGAUAGACCAGUCAUACCAACAUUCCAACUUAGGAGCAGGAAAUUCAAUCUUUGUGUUUAAACUGCUUUGUUAUGUCUAACUGUUGUAUUUUGUUUACUUUUACUUUUGUUUUUCUGUACUUAUUCAGCCACAUGUUCAAAUCUGCCAUCAAAUAACUGAGAGGAAACCGGCAAAAACAAUCUACUUUUCAGUCCUGUGGAGUGGAUCCACUGUAGUGUGCUGUAUUAUACUGUAGGGCACAACACCAUAACCAGAGCAUGCAGACAUCAACAAACUGCUGGUUGUCAGAGGGAUUUGUCCUAUUAGAUAGAGCUCAUCUCCCCCUGCAAUUCUGAAUAUUUCGUAUGAAAGAGGUGUUCCUUGUGAUUAAUUGUUAACCUGUGAUGUGAAUAUUAAUCAUGAAAUAAAAAGAUAAGCAAAAGAUCA
Molecule: messenger RNA, 9984 nt
Organism: Hippoglossus stenolepis (Pacific halibut)
Lineage: Eukaryota; Metazoa; Chordata; Actinopteri; Pleuronectiformes; Pleuronectidae
Product: microtubule-associated protein 4
Exons: 12
Coding region: 366-3428 (1020 amino acids)
Biological process (GO): neuron projection development; microtubule cytoskeleton organization
Cellular component (GO): neuron projection
Molecular function (GO): microtubule binding
Source: RefSeq, a predicted model, not a curated record